Molecule: messenger RNA, 1043 nt
Organism: Ananas comosus (pineapple)
Lineage: Eukaryota; Viridiplantae; Streptophyta; Magnoliopsida; Poales; Bromeliaceae
Exons: 1
Coding region: 87-725 (212 amino acids)
Source: RefSeq, a predicted model, not a curated record
CACUAUUCUUACCACACCCCUCCUAUAGUUAAGUUCCUAUACUAUUCUUACCACACCCCUCCUAUAGUUAAGUUCCUCAUAUAGUUAUGGAGAAGCUCCCACCCUUCUCUCAACUAGCCAAAGUGGCCUUGCUCCUCCUCUUACUCCUCCUCACCCCCUUCAUCUCCUCCUCUCUAAGGCCUUCAUACCUCUACUUCAUCCUUAACAUCCUCAUCGUCGCUCUGGGGGUCGAGGCAGGCGUCCUCAGAGCGGCCUCUGGUCCCUGCAAUGAGAAGAAACCAACCGCCGCCCCUACUCCUAUAAACUUGGGGACUAGUUGUAGUAGUCCUCAUAAUACGAGGAGCGAUUCGACUGCUUCAACGCAUAUUUCAAAGAUUGAGAAUUUCGUAUCUAACUGUAUAAAGGCAGGUGCAGACAAAGCCAGUACGCAAACGAGCAGUAUCGUGUCUAUGAAGCCCGUAGCGAAGGAGAAGGUUGGGAAGAGGGUGGAUGGGCUCAAGAGGUGCCCCUCGAGACCGAGCCUCUUCUUUAUCAGCUCGUUCGAACCGGAGGAUGGUGAGGCGGAGAAGGAAGAGGAAGAAGAGGAGUGGAAGGAUUUGGAGGCGGAGAAGCAAGAGCUUUUUGCGAAAGCCGAGACGUUCAUCGGGGACUUCUACAAGCAGCUGAAGAUGCAGAGGGAGGAUUCAUGGAAGAAGCUCCAGGAUCUGUAUCACAGAGCUUUUUAACUAGGGUUUCUUCUUGAGUAGUCCUAUGUAUGCAAUGUCAUAUAUUUAUAUGUUAGUAACUACAUAGAUAGAACUAGGUCACUCAUAUAUAUAUAUAUAUAUAUGUAAUUUGCAGUAUUCAUUGGUUGGGUCAGCAUUAGUGGAGGUGAGGGAGGAGCCAAAAAAAUAUUUUUAUGAUGGCAACUCUCAUUGUUUCCUUCAUUUAAUUUUUAUUUUUCUUUCAAGGGUUCUAUCUACAUCAUGAUGCAUGACAUGCAACUUUCAUAUGUAUGUACCUCAUGACUUGAAAUAAAAGAGUAUAUUGGUAUUAUGCAAUAA